AUGGAAGAAAUGAAAAGAGUCUUGAAAGAAACAGUUGAUCGUCUAUUUCAAGAAAUGAACGGAAGAUUCGUACGGUUGAAUGAAAUCGAUGAAAAAUUUGGAUUCCUUCUCGAUCUCAAAGGUCUGAUUUAUGACGAAAAAGACUACGAUCUCAAAAAAAAAUGCAACGAGCUAGGUCAAUUCUACGUAAGUGAUAUUGAUGGAAAUGAACUUGACGAAUGA
This is a messenger RNA of Acanthoscelides obtectus, 222 nucleotides long. Lineage: Eukaryota; Metazoa; Arthropoda; Insecta; Coleoptera; Chrysomelidae. The record is from the annotation of a GenBank genome assembly.